CUGCGAAACAAUUUGUCUGGAAAAUGGGUGCUGGGAAAACAUUAGUCUUUCAACCAUGGGCAUGGACGGUCUUCACUCUGGCAGUCCUCAUGGCUGGACUGUGCGCGGCACACGAUAAACGUUCAAUAAGCAUUGAUUGUGGGGUGAAUGAAGAUUACCUAGAUGAGCUAAGUGGAAUAUAUUACAAGUCGGAUUCAGAUUUUGUUACAGCUGGAGAGAAUAAACAGGUAUCCCCAGGAAACGAACUCACAAAUCCUCAAUUGAGGCAGAUGGUUAAGACCUUGAGAAGUUUUCCGGAGGGAAAGAAGAACUGUUAUACCCUUAAACCUGAACAAGGCAAAGGCCACCACUACAUGUUCAGAGCCUUCUUCACUUAUGGAAAUUAUGAUGGCCAGCAACUACCCCCUACGUUUGACCUAUACCUAGGCGUGAAUUAUUGGACAACUGUGGAAUUAGAGAACGGGAAUUGGUACUGGCACAACGAAAUCAUCCAAUUUUUAUGGACCGAUACAAUAGAUGUCUGCUUGGUGAAUGUUGGCUCCGGUAUUCCAGUCAUUUCUGGGUUGGAACUUCGGCUUUUGGACAACUCCAUUUACCAGAUUGAAUCAAGAGCACUCCAAUUAAAGUGGCGUUAUGACGUUAUGCCCGGAGACUAUUAUUCUACAACCAGAUACAAAGAUGAUGUUUACGACCGUGUCUGGUAUCAUCAUACUUUUUCUAAAGCGCGUUUAAUUCAAACGAAGGCAAACGUCAAUGUCCAAGCCAGUAACAAUAAUUAUGGAAUUCCAACAAAGGUUCUGGGAACGGCUACACAACCACUAAAUCAAUGGGACUCAUUGAAUUAUUCAGAAGAUUACUCUGCAAGCGAUUUAUAUGUCUACUUCCAUUUUGUUGAGAUUGUAAAUACCACAGAAAAUCAAAGGCGAGAAAUCAGCAUUACGUUGAAUAAUGUGAAGUUAGCCCCGAUUACUCUUGAAUACUUAAAACCACUAAGCAUAGGACCUCAGAACUUUUCAGUUGAUGGAUUUGUGAACUUUUCAAUUGAUGCAACGACAGAGUCCAGUCUUCCACCCCUUAUCAAUGCCUUUGAGGUUUACAUGGAUGCUGAUUUCCAGACAUCACCAACGUAUCUUGUGGAUGUUGAUGCAAUCAUAGAUAUCAAGCAAAUGUACAAGAUAAGUAGAUCUGAUUGGCAAGGAGACCCAUGUCUCCCAAAAGGAUAUGAGUGGAGUGGUUUGCGCUGCGGUUCUGAGAAUUCUACUACGAGGAUCAUAUAUUUGGAUUUGAGCUCAAGUAACUUAGAAGGGGAGGUUUCUUCUUCUUUCUUCAAAUUCACAGCAAUGGAGUCUCUGGACUUAUCAAAUAAUAAUUUGAAAGGAUCAGUGCCAGAAUUUUUAGCACAACUACCCAAGUUGAAAGUCAUUGAUUUAUCUGGAAACAACUUCGAAGGACAAAUUCCCAGGGUUUUAAAGGAGAAGUCUAAUAAUGGAACUGUGCAACUAAGAUUGGAAGAUAAUCCAUACCUAUGCCUGAUAGAUGCUUGUGAGAAAAACAAUCAUCCAGACCUAUGCCUAACAGAUGCUUGUGAAAAUAACAAUAAGAAGAAGAUUCUUGCCAUUGUUGCUUCUGUUGUGUCAGUUGUGGCCCUUCUUAUCUUCUUGAGUGUUCUCCUCAUCAUUUGUAGAAUCAAAAGGAUAAGACAAAAAGGGGCCAAAUUCAAGGAGGAGUGGGCAAUGAAAUCAAAGAAUAGGACCUUUACUUACUCUGAGAUUUCUAACAUAACUUCAAAUUUCUCAAUGGUUAUUGGAGAAGGAGGAUUUGGGAAAGUUUACCUUGGCACCUUGAAUGAUGGCACUUGUGUUGCUGUUAAGGUUCUGUCAUCAUCAUCAAAGCAAGGCUAUAAGGAAUUUCAAGUAGAGGCACAAUUGUUAAUGAUAGUUCAUCAUAAGAACCUAGUUUCACUCGUGGGAUACUGUGAUGAAGAUGACAAAAAAGCUUUGGUUUAUGAAUACUUGGCUAAUGGAAACUUGAGGCAGCAUUUAUUAGAUAGAAACACAAACAUUUUGAGCUGGAUUGAAAGACUUCAAAUUGCUGUAGAUGCUGCACAUGGAUUGGAAUAUCUGCAUAAUGGUUGCAUGCCACCAAUAGUUCAUAGAGAUUUGAAAACCUCCAACAUCUUAUUAAAUGAAAACUUGCAAGCCAAGAUAGCUGACUUUGGAUUAUCUAGAGCUUUUUUAACAGAAUUUGCUUCCCAUAUAUCAACUUGCCCUGCAGGAACACUCGGAUACCUAGACCCUGAGUUUCACUCAUCGAGAGUCAUUAACAAGAAAAGUGAUGUCUAUAGCUUUGGAAUAGUUCUACUAGAGCUAGAUAGUGGUCAGCCUGUCAUAACAAGAGGAGAAGAAGCCAUUCACAUAAUUGAGUGGAUUAAUCCUUUGAUUGAAAUAGGGGAUAUCCGAAAGAUCAUUGAUCCAAGGUUACAAGGUGAAUUCAACAUUAAUGCAGCCUGGAAAGCAGUGGAGAUAGCAAUGUCAUGUGUGUUGCCAAUUGGAAUCCAAAGGCCGGACAUGAGUUGUGUAUUAUCAGAACUCAAGGAGUGUUUGGAGUUGGAGAUGGGUUCCAAAGAAACUCAGAGGACGGAGAGCCAGAUAUUGAGUAAUUCACUUGAAAUCACUCCUCCUUCUGCUAGGUAAUUCAAUAGACAAUGCCUUGGGGAUUUGUAAAUGUAAAUCCCUCUUGUUGUUUAAAGCUUUCUAUGGUGUAUUUGAGACAAAGUCUGUUAAGUUAGUUUCUUAGCAGUUAUGCUUUUAUGUAAUUUUGUAAACCAUGUUAAUGGCGUAGUAGUUUGUAUUGUAGUUUCUUAACUUCAUUUUGUUUUAGCAACUACCGUGUAUAAGUUUCUGCUUUUUCUUCGAAACUAGAUGUAUCGUUGAUGCUGUUUUGCUGAGUAAUAUCAUAACUCAGUUCAUCAUGUACUUCAUUUUUCAAGCUUAAUCCUAGAGUUUAUGUUCAUAGUCAAGUAAGUUUUCAUCUUUACAUCAUCAACUACAAAUGAAA
Molecule: messenger RNA, 3057 nt
Organism: Rubroshorea leprosula
Lineage: Eukaryota; Viridiplantae; Streptophyta; Magnoliopsida; Malvales; Dipterocarpaceae
Source: the annotation of a GenBank genome assembly